Molecule: messenger RNA, 771 nt
Organism: Cuscuta epithymum
Lineage: Eukaryota; Viridiplantae; Streptophyta; Magnoliopsida; Solanales; Convolvulaceae
Source: the annotation of a GenBank genome assembly
GGACCCCUCCAAAAAGACAGCUGCUGAUUCCGGUGCCGGUGCCGGAGGCUCCCAAGCUGGGGAGCUAAAGAGGAAAAACUCCGGGAAGGGCGUCGCGCCUCCGGAGAAAAAAAAGAAGGGGACCGAGGGGAGGAAGGAUGCCCCCUUGGUGAUCCUUGAUGAACCCCCCUCCUUUCAGGCUUCGGAGUCCACCCCCCUGGAGGAUUUUGAAGAGGGGGCCUGGCCACAGGAAACCGUGCAGUUCUCCUUCAAGAAGGGGACUGCUAUUAUGCACGGCACCCUCGACCCGAGGGAGUUUCUGAGGGGUGCCACACCCCCACUGGAUCGGUCCACCCUCGGCCGGUUUGAUGACGAGGUCCUCGAAGCCAAGGCCCUCCAGGCCUCAGUUUCUGCCAGCCUGGCCUUCGGAGAAUAUGUCCGGAGGAUGGAACAGCUUCGCCUCCGGAAGGCGGAAGACGACGAGGCCCUUAAGAGGCUCGUAUCAAAGAACACCGAGGCCAUGAGGAAGAUGGCCGAGCUAGAGGAGGCCCUGAGGCAGGCGGGGAACAAGUUGGAGGCCGCCAAGGUGGAGGCUCGUGCUGACGGGAAGGCUGAAGCGGAGAAAGCCGCUGCCGAGGCCUCAAAGCAAGCAGCCGAGGAAGCCGAGAAGGCCAAGGCUGAGGCCGUGGCCAAGGCUAGAGAAGAUGGCAUUGCUUCCUUCAUUGCUGAGGGAUGGAAAGCCGAGGACCACAAGGAGUGGGUGGCCUCGGUCAUAGAACAAGGCGUCGAGGG